Messenger RNA from Blepharisma stoltei, 1826 nucleotides. The record is from the annotation of a GenBank genome assembly. Lineage: Eukaryota; Ciliophora; Heterotrichea; Heterotrichida; Blepharismidae.
AUGUCGUUUUCAGACGAAAGAAAAUUUCAUAUGAGCAGCACAGGAAGUGCUUUAAAUCCUCAAAAUCCUAUAGAAGAUCCAAGCUCAAAAGCCCGUACCCCUUCCCCAGGAAGAGAUUACACCCAACUCCUUAACGAAUCCCCUACAAAUAAAUUCUACCCCGAACUCAGUUCAGAAGAAGAAGACUACGCUGGAAAAUACAGUCAUAUCGCUACUGAUAAAGACGCUGAGGUAAAACAUACCUUAAAAUCUCUUGAAAACGAAGUCCAACAAAUGGGCAAAGAACUAGCCAAGCUGAGAACUGAAAGAAAUUACUUGCAUACUCAAUUGGAAAUUGUGAAAAAAGAAAAAGAAAUGCAUAUUGAAAAGCACGCAAAAGAAAAGGUUGCAUGGGAAAAAGAUUUUAGGGAACUUCAAGAUAGAGUUAGUUAUGAAAGAAAACAGUUCAGAGAAGAAACUUUGAAUAUUACAAAACAGCUGCAAGAGAUGCAGGAAAAUUACAAAGAGUUGAAAAUCAAAAAAGAGCAGCAAGCAGAAGCUUUUAAGAGAAAAUUAGAAGAAAAUGAACAAAUUUAUAUCCAGUCCCUAGCUCUUUUAUUUUUUUAUUUUUUUUUUUUUUAGUAUUUUUUUAUUAUCAUGGUUUUGUUUUAAUUUUUUAAUAUGGAGGAUAAGAGAAAAAGACAGCCAAUUGCUUGCGGCAAAAAUGAAAUGAGAUGAAGGUGCUAAGAUCCAAUCUCCGCUAGCGAGUCCUAAACCUGAAAAUCGGCAUAGGCAUGUAUGUUCAAGAGAGAGCAAAAAGAAAAGUUUAAAAAGAAGCUUAAGAUUGCCUUCUCCAAAACCUCCACGAGAAAGCCAAAAAAAUAAUUAUUUGGAUGAUAUAAGCCACAUGAUAUCUCUUUUUCUAUAAAUUAAUGCAAUAACCCUAAAAUUAGCUACUAUUUUUUUUAAAAAUAGAUAUCUAGCCCUAUUUUAUUAUUUUAGACUAAUUUAGCUUAGUAUAGUUACAUUGGAAAAAGAGCAAGCUGAGCUAAAACAGAAAAUAAAAGAACUAGAAUUCAAUGCCGCAUACGAAAGAGACAAGAAAAAAAUCUCUGAUUUAAUAAGAAGAAAUGAAGAGAGGCUUACUGAAGCUAAAGCUAUACAAGAAGAGAUGGUCAAAGAUAGCUUUAUGCUAAUGUUAAUGUUAAUGUUAAAGCUGAAUAUUAAAGUCUCUACUUCCAGUGGCGUGUUGGCACAAGCGAAUUGGGUGGACUUCCACCUCUGGUAACUCUGAGCCCAGGCCGAAACCCCUGGUUUCUCGGUAGUGGGUUGCCCUUUUUGUGUCCGUAGACAUCUGCUGAGCACCACCAUUUCCAAACUCAGUCCCUUCGCCCUUCAAGGCCAACUGUACCUACCCUGGCCGGUGUCGUUCAUUUAAUUUAGACCCUUUAACCGGAGGGACCGCCUUGUUCCACGUCUAGCCUGCCUCCCCUUUUACCAGGUCAUCCCUGAGUAAAAACUCAACCACUUCCGUGAUUCGGGGCAAAGCCAUCACGAGCAGCCUGAGCAGGGAAAUCACCCUGCUCCAUUUCGGGCACCCACUGGCUAGGGCGCUGCUGGAAAAAGGAUUCACGAUUAACUGCCCAAGGAUCAGGCCACAAAUCAGCGGGUCUGUGCUUAAGCCCGUCGCUUCUGGGCUCCUGAUGUUGCUGGGCUAUAUCAUUCCUCCUGAAAACCAUGCCCGGAUAUACAUGGGUUACCGUCACACGAGAGGACGGGUCGGACGUCAUACGCCAUUUUAUGUAUAUAAAGAUAGCUUUAUAAGUGGUGGAUUGUCCUAUAGAUAA